Messenger RNA from Drosophila miranda, 356 nucleotides. RefSeq lists its product as uncharacterized. Lineage: Eukaryota; Metazoa; Arthropoda; Insecta; Diptera; Drosophilidae. The transcript has a single exon. The coding region runs from base 22 to 330 and encodes 102 amino acids. The record is from RefSeq and is a predicted model, not a curated record.
AGAUUGAGCAGAGUUUCAAACAUGAAUCGACGUGUGGUUAUCCUGCUGCUCUGUGCGUUCCUCUGUGCCAGUGAGGCGUUUCACAGAAUUGCGAUGCAGCGACACAGGCACCGCAAGCUGCCACAUGGCCGACACCUGUGGGCCAGUCGGAAGCACAUGCGACGCAAGUUCGGAAUGCCAGCAGUAACGACUCAGAGCACCACCAACACGACCACCACCAGUGCACCUGCAGAGGCCAUCGAACCGCUCUUUAAUGCGUUUCAAACCCAGUUCUACGGACCUCUGUUUGUCUCCGAUCAAGCGUUCACCGUGCAGUUCGAUACGGGUUAAUCGGAUCUAUGGAUUCCCAACUCCAA